This is a messenger RNA of Annulohypoxylon truncatum, 2017 nucleotides long. RefSeq names its product Annexin. Gene Ontology annotation, molecular function: calcium ion binding; calcium-dependent phospholipid binding. Bases 350 to 1669 code for a protein of 439 amino acids. The record is from RefSeq and is a predicted model, not a curated record. Gene Ontology annotation, cellular component: cytoplasm. NCBI's taxonomy places the organism in Eukaryota, Fungi, Ascomycota, Sordariomycetes, Xylariales, Hypoxylaceae. The transcript has 3 exons.
UGCGCCUCCACUACGCCAGCUAGUCGAGUUGAUCGUGCCUCCUCAAUAGGAACUCGAUAAAUAUUGUCAUCGAGAAAUUUCUAACAGUAUUGUCUUUAUUGUCUUCCUUCAACUUUCUAAUUUCUACUUAGUACAUCAUAUUUGUUGUGCCUAAGUAUCACGUUACCCAUCAGUGCUUACCUAGUACCCUAGUACUCCCUUCAUCUACCGGUCCUCCCUAAUAGAAUUCGAACCCCGCAUUGCCUACAUCGAGUCUUCGUAAGCCAUAGAAGAGCCGUAGGCAAUAAUUGAAGUCAACUAGGAAAACCCGCAUUAGGUAUAAGACUUACCGAUAGACAACCUGAAGCCGAUGUCAUAUCCUUAUUACGGCCAGUCGGGUGGAUAUCCCGGCUACGGCCAACCACCGUCACAGCAAUACCCUCUUCAGGGCCAAUAUCCCCCACCCCAGGGCUAUCCCGGUCAAGCAAGCCCUUAUCCUCCGGGAGGUCAAUAUCCUCCCCCACCGCCGCAACAGAGCCCAUACCCCGGCCAACCCGGUGGUUACCCUCCCGCUCCGAAUCAAGGAUACUACGGAGCCCCGCCGCCCCAGCCAGGUUAUGGACCGCCUCCGGGCCAAUACGGCGCACCACCACCGCAACCACCGCCACCUCAGCAAGCAUAUCAGUCUUACCCACCACCUGGCCCCGGGGGUCCCCCCACCCCACCCAGCGUGGGUUACGGCCCUCCCCAGGUAAUUAACUGGGAUGCGACUCCCGAUGCUAGAGCGCUUCGGGGCGCCAUGAAGGGUUUCGGCACGGACGAGAAGGCGUUAAUUCGGGUCCUGGCCACGAAAGACCCCUUGCAGAUCGAGGCGAUCAAGUCGGCCUACUUCCGGAGUUUCAGCCGCACGCUCGAGAAGGACAUCGUGUCGGAGACGAGGGGAUGGUUCGAGACGGGGCUCGUUGCGAUCGUCAGAGGCCCCCUGCUCCACGAUGUCCAUCUGCUCAACUCUGCGAUGGACGGCCCCGGAACGAAGGAGAAGGUUCUCAAUGACGUGCUUUUGAGCCGCAGUAACGCGGAUUUAAAUUCGAUCAAGCAAAUGUACCGGCACACGUUCCACCGGUCGCUUGAGAGCGAUGUGAAGGGUGACCUCAGUAUGAAGACCGAAAGGCAUUUCUUGAUUGUCUUAGGAGCAAAUAGGGCCGAAGACAGCGCCCCGGUUAUCCCCCAGGCUAUUGACCAGGAUGUAAUGGAGCUGUAUCGUGCGACGGAGGGCAAAGUAGGCACCGACGAGAUGAUGGUGUGCUCCAUUCUGUCUACGCGAAACGACAAUCAAAUCCGGGCUAUCAAUCAUGCCUACGAACAAAAAUUCAGAAGACGGUUGGAAGAUGUCAUCAAGAAGGAGUUCAGUGGUCACAUGCAACAGGCUUUGCUAUAUCAACUACGUAAUGCUGUUGAUAAGUAUAUGCAUGCGGCUUCAUUGCUCGAAGACGCGAUGGCAGGUCUAGGGACGAAGGAUCAUCUUUUGGUGUCUAGAGUGGUGAGAUAUCAUUGGGAUAGGCAGACGAUGGCGAAUGUCAACGGGGCGUUCCAGCAGCGCUACCGACGAAGCCUUGCCAGUCGAAUCAAAGGCGAGACAAGUGGUGACUAUCAAAGGCUCAUGCUUGCUUGUAUCGGAGAACCAGUUUAAGCCAUGUCGGGAAGGUUAGUUACGCUUUGACGUAACUUAUUUGGCGCUAUCGGUUUCCUGAAUACCCUUUGGUGAUUAUGGCAAUACCAACGCGGAAGAUAGAUAGGAGCUUCUAUGAUAUCCCUAAGUUACUUGAGAUGUACUACGCUCAUUGAUAACUAUUCGCAUUGAUGUGUGCGUAGCUACGGAAAAGGGGCGUGUGUUUUUAAGUUGUCUAAUUCGUCUGUUCUUCCGAAUCUCGAUCGGAACCGCCAAUAGCUUCAAUGCCAAUAUGAUGUGCUGUAUGUUUUGGUUGUUGGAAUACACAAUACUCCUCUAGGAUGGUGCAAUCGGAAUUAUCUGCCCAAU